Molecule: messenger RNA, 1422 nt
Organism: Rotaria sordida
Lineage: Eukaryota; Metazoa; Rotifera; Eurotatoria; Philodinida; Philodinidae
Source: the annotation of a GenBank genome assembly
AUGACUGAAGCAUCUUCUACAACAACUAUGGAACCCACAUCUAAUGCACUUACAGAAUUGGAUCUUGCUUUUAUUAUUGAUGCUACAGGAAGUAUGGGAUCUUAUAUAAAAUCAGCUCAAGAGAAUAUGCGAAAUAUUAUUCAAGAUAUUAUUAUAAGUGAACGAUGUUUAUUGAAUGUUGCAUUAAUUCUUUAUCGUGAUCACCCACCUCAGGAUCGUACAUUUAUUAUUCAAGUUAAUGAUUUUACAAAUGAUUCUGAACAAGCAAAAGCAAAUAUUGAUUUAGCUUCUGCUUCUGGAGGUGGUGAUGGUCCUGAAGCCAUGACACCUGCAUUACAUGCUGCUGUUCAUACUUUAACAUGGCGAAAAAAUGCAGUUAAAAUAGCUAUUCUUAUUGCCGAUGCUCCUCCUCAUGGACUAGAUCCGAUGGGUGAUGGUUGGCCUGAUGGUGAUCCAUCUGGACAUGAUCCCAUGGAAUGUGUUGGAUUACUUGCUGAACGUGGUAUUACUCUAUAUACAGUUGGAUGUGAGCCAGCUACAAUAUCUUAUCGUGAUUUUUUCAUGGCACUUGCAUUUAAAACAGGUGGUCAAUAUAUACCAUUAAAUAAUUGUGCUAAUUUAGCUUCGGUGAUUGUUGGUUCCGCUAAAGAAGAAAUUUCUCUUGAACGAUUGAUAGCUCAAGUACAUGAAGAAGUAAUGCGUGAAGCAGAAUUACGUGGUGGUCCAAUAGAUGAAGCUGAACUUACUCGACGUAUUCAUGAAUUAAUGCAUAGUGGAGGUGUUAAAGCACGUCGAUUAAAAAUAGACAAUCAAAAUGGAACAACAAAUAUUCCAUCAUUAACACUGACUGCUGAACAACUUUCUACAUUGACAACAUUAAAAGAAGUUCGAGAAAAAUGGAUAGCUAAUAAAGGAUUGCUGAUUGCUCCUCCUACUACUACAACAACAUUUGGAGGGUUAUUUGGUGUCAGUACAACUCCAACAUCUGCUUCUACAUUAACAAAGAGAAAACGUACUCGUACACCCGCUUCUACAUUAACAAAGAAAAAACGUACUGGUACACCUGUCAUUAAGAAAACAACAGUAACUAAAGUAACAAAACCAAUAAUAAAGAAGAAACCUAAACGAGUAGUUGUUCAUGGUAGUCGUCGAAGUGCUCGUCUAACAUUCAAUGGAGAUCCUAAAGUGGAAGAAGAAGAAGAAGAAGAAGAAGAAGAAGAAGAAGAAGAAGAAGAAGAAGUGUCAACUGAUAAUGAAACAAUGGAAACAUCAACACCUUCAGUUGUUCCUGCUGCAAAACCAAUUGAAAAGAAAACUGAAAUAUCACAUAUAAAUUUAGCCGAUGAUGAAUUACUUGAUGUUAGUCAAACACGAAGACUUGUUCGUAAAUGUGUUGCUCGUAAUAAACUCAAAUCAACAUGA